AUGACAAUCACAGAAACAGAACAUGAAUUUGAAUCCCUUCCAGGGUAUUUCCAAGCUUAUCCAACUUUAGGAUGCACACCAAUUGAUUCAUCCAAGGAAGAUCAUCUUAAACUGAUUAACCAUGAAACAUGGAAGCAAUUGUAUGAUUCCAUCCCUGAAGACACUGAUACGCACACAUACAAAUUAUUAGUCCUUGCUAGACACGGUGAAGGGUAUCAUAAUGCUGCUAUCAAGAGGUACGGUCAAGCGAAGUGGGAUUCGUAUUGGUCAUUCUUGAACGGUGAUGAGUAUGGUGAAUGGAUAGAUUCAAGAUUGACUCCUUUAGGGAGGAAGCAGGUGGAAGCCACAGGGAGCGAUAUUUUGGUUCCUCUCGUUGAUGAAAUGGGGUUCUUACCUCAUCGAUUCUUCAGUUCUCCCUUGAGACGUUGUCUGGAAACGUUUAUGAAAUCUUGGAAUUGUGUCUUACAAGGACAAGAAUUAACUGAGGAAGAUGAUAGAAAGUUGGUUAUUCAUGUCAUUGAGAACUUGAGAGAAACUCUAGGUGAACAUACUUGUGACAAGAGAGUGAAUCAUUCCACCACCACUGAGGAAUAUCAAAAUUGUCUGUUACCAUCGGGCCACACGGUUCAUUGGACCUACGCAGAGGAGUAUCCGGAAGAGGACCAACUUUGGUUAGCUGACCACCGAGAAACAGAAAAAGAGAUGGAUCAACGUAUUCAUGUUGGACUUCGUGAAAUGUUUGACAAAUUAGAUGACAAUGAAAGAUUUGUUUCUCUUACUUGUCAUGAAGGUGUCAUCGCUAGUACUUUGCGUAACUUGAACCACCCACCAGUAUUGAAGCUAGACACGGGGAAAAUUGUAUGUACUGUCGUCAAAGUUCAAAAAAGCUUGUAA
This is a messenger RNA of Naumovozyma castellii, 894 nucleotides long. RefSeq names its product putative phosphomutase (gene PMU1). The coding region runs from base 1 to 894 and encodes 297 amino acids. The record is from RefSeq and is a predicted model, not a curated record. The transcript has a single exon. NCBI's taxonomy places the organism in Eukaryota, Fungi, Ascomycota, Saccharomycetes, Saccharomycetales, Saccharomycetaceae.